Molecule: messenger RNA, 981 nt
Organism: Antechinus flavipes (yellow-footed antechinus)
Lineage: Eukaryota; Metazoa; Chordata; Mammalia; Dasyuromorphia; Dasyuridae
Product: olfactory receptor 7D4-like
Exons: 1
Coding region: 1-981 (326 amino acids)
Biological process (GO): G protein-coupled receptor signaling pathway
Cellular component (GO): membrane
Molecular function (GO): G protein-coupled receptor activity; olfactory receptor activity
Source: RefSeq, a predicted model, not a curated record
AUGCCCUUCUCAUUUCUUUUUCUCAGCAGAAAAAUUAACCCAAUAGUGCCAGAAAACCAAACACAAUUCAAUGAAUUUAUCCUUCUGCGAUUUUCUGAGAAACCAGAGCAGCAGGGUCUCCUCUUUGGGCUGUUUUUGGGCAUAUACUUGGUCUCUGUGGUUGGAAAUCUGCUCAUAAUGUUGGCCAUUGGCUCUGACUCUAACCUCCACACCCCUAUGUACUUUUUCCUCUCCAACUUGUCUUUUGUGGAUUUCUGUAUGGUAUCUACCACAGUCCCCAAGAUGUUGGUGAGCAUCUUGACAGAAAACAAGGCCAUCCCUUAUGCUGACUGUCUUGUCCAGAUGUACUUCUUUAUGGUUUUUUCUGCUUUGGACAGUUUCAUCCUCACUGCAAUGGCCUAUGAUCGUUUCGUGGCUAUUUGUCACCCUCUACGUUAUACAGUUAUCAUGAAUCCUAAGCUAUGUGGCCUGCUAGUGCUGCUUUCCUGGAUAACAAGCAUUCUAUAUUCCAUUCUUCUCAGUCUAAUGGUAACACAGCUCUCCUUCUGUACAGAACAUAAAAUUACACACUUCUUUUGUGAACUUGCUGAGGUUCUUAAACUCUCUUGUUCUGACACUUUUAUCACUUAUGUCUUGCUAUAUUUUAUUACUGGAUUACUGGGUAUGAUACCCUUGACAGGGAUUCUUUUCUCUUAUGCUCAGAUUUGUUUCUCCAUUUUGAAAGUCCCAUCUGCUCAAGGUAAGUAUAAAGCUUUUUCUACUUGUGGAUCUCAUCUCACUGUUGUUUCCUUAUUCUAUGGCACAGGGUUUGGAGUGUAUUUGUGCUCCUUAGUUACCCACUCUUCCUGGAAAAAAACAGUUGUUUCAGCCAUGUAUUCUGUGAUAACCCCCAUGGUAAACCCCUUCAUCUAUACACUAAGGAAUAAGGACAUUAAAAAUGCUCUUAGGAACCUCAUUAGCAGAGUAUCUUCUUCUGAAUAA